Messenger RNA from Geodia barretti, 369 nucleotides. The record is from the annotation of a GenBank genome assembly. NCBI's taxonomy places the organism in Eukaryota, Metazoa, Porifera, Demospongiae, Tetractinellida, Geodiidae.
AUUCAUCUCCAAUCUCACUAUAGUCCUCUGGCCACGACUGAUACUGGGAACUUCUCUUGUGUGGCAUCUACUUAUUCUCCCUCUCAAUACAUCACUCCCAGUGACCUCGGAGAACCUGAUCAGGAUACAGUAACUGUGACUGCUCUUCCUGCUCCAAUUGUGUCCAUCAGUUUCACCGGAGACCCUACAGCAGGCAGCGAGAACUACACCAUUUCUUGUUCAGCUGAAGUGGUGCCUGGUCUGGUGGUGGAGCCUGACUUGAACAUUGUGUUCCCUGACUCAAAUGUCACAUCGGUAGAGAAUAAUAGUUCAUUGCAGCAUACCUUCUCUCCUCUGAGAACGUCAGAUGGAGGCAGCUACAACUGUACU